UCAGCAGGAGAAGGGAGCGAUCACUACUGCUUCAAACCCUGGUAGUGAGCAGGAGAAGGGAGCGAUCACUACUGCUUCAAACCCUGGUAGUGAGCAGGAGAAGGGAGAGAUCACUACUGCUUCAAACUCUGGUAGUGAGCAGGAGAAGGGAGAGAUCACUACUGCUUCAAACUCUGAUAGUCAGCAGGAGAAGGGAGAGAUCACUACUGCUUCAAACUCUGAUAGUCAGCAGGAGAAGGGAGAGAUCACUACUGCUUCAAACUCUGGUAGUCAGCAGGAGAAGGGAGAGAUGGCGAGAGCCAGUUCAGGCCCCGGGCAGGGAAUCACGGCUGCAGGACAACAGGCUGAAGAAACUGUUUCUCAGGAGCUGCGCAGCCCCUCUGAGCUGAGGAUCGUGCUGCUUGGGAAGGACUGGGCUGGGAAGAGUUCAGCUGGGAACACCAUCCUGGGCAGAAAGGAGUUCACCUCUGAAAAGAGCUCGUUUGCUGGAAUAGGAGAGUGUGAGAAGAGAACAGGAAAGGUGUCUCUGAGGCGGGUCACUGUGGUCAACACUCCAGACUUGUUAAACACAGGCAGGGUGGAGAUUGAGAGAUGUGUUUCACUGUCCGCCCCGGGACCCCACGCUUUCCUCUUUCUGAUACGGGUCAUACCAAGAAAUAUAAAAGACACUGACAGUGAAUGGUGGGAGUCUGCAGUAAAAACCAAUUGCAGAGCCCUAGAUAAAGUUCAAGAGCUGUUCGGUGAGAGAGCUGUGAGGAACACGAUGAUCCUUUUCACCCGCGGUGAUGAUCUGAAAGGCUGGACGAUUGAACAGUACAUUGAGGAGGCUGGUAAGGAGUUCCAGCAGCUUGUUGAGAAAUGUGGGCACAGGUAUCAUGUUCUCAACAAUAUGAACAGAAACGAUCACAGUCAGGUCACACAGCUCCUGGACAAGAUAGACAACAUGGUGAAGGGGAGUGGAGGCAACUACCUCUCAAUAUCUUCUGAUAUUUACCAGGAAGUAGAAGGAAGAAUUAAUCUAAAAGAACAGGAGCUGAUGAGGAAACACACAGCGGAACUGAGAAGAAAAGAAGAGGAGAUGAAACAGAAAUAUGAAGUGGAACUGAGAAGAAGAGAAGAGGAGAUGCUGGAGAAGUUGAGAAAGCAGAUGAAGAAAGAUUCAGAAGAAUCCAAGCUGCCUGUCAGGAGAAGAAACAGCAAUAAUUCAGACCCUCACAACUUGCCUGGAAAGACUCCCAGUGCAUCUGCCCUACCAGCUCCCAGUCUUUCUGAGCUGAGGAUGGUGCUGCUUGGGAAGACUGGGGCUGGGAAGAGUGCAGCAGGAAACACCGUCCUGGGCAGAGAGGAGUUCAGAUCUGAAGCCAGCUCCUCUGCAGGAACGAGGGAGUGUGAGAAGAGAGAAGGAGAAGUGGCUGGGAGACGUGUUGCUGUUAUUGACACUCCAGAGCUCACCUCUCAGAACAAACUCCCGAUAGGCAGCUGCAUGUCUCUGUCUGCCCCGGGACCCCAUGCUUUCCUCCUGGUGAUACCGGUGGGACGAUUCACAGAGGAAGAGAGCAGAGAAGUGGAGACAAUCCAGGAGAUAUUCGGAAAGGAGACUGUCAGGAGGUACGUGAUGCUCCUUUUCACACACGGUGACAAACUGAAAGGCAAGACCAUUGAGGACUACAUUGAGACAGGCAGCAAGGAGCUACAGCAUCUUGUUGAGAAAUGUGGGACCAGGUAUCAUGUUCUCAACAAUAUGAACAGGAACGAUCGCAGUCAGGUCAUACAGCUCCUGGACAAGAUAGACAACAUGGUGACUGGAAACAGCGGCUACUACACUAGCGAGAUGUACCAGGAGGCAGAAGCAAAGAUUAGACAAAGGGAAGAUGAGAUACUGAAGGAAGAGGAAGAGAGACUAAGAGAAAAGCAACGGACGAGAGAACAGGAAGAGAAUCGCAGGGUCAAACUGGAGGAGGAGUUGAUUGAAAAGGGAGAGGAGCGAGAAAGGGUGGAGCGUGAGAAGGAUGAGUGCAGGGAGCAGGAGGAGAGAGACAGAAGA
Polyodon spathula (Mississippi paddlefish) is the source of this 2044-nucleotide messenger RNA. Its product is annotated as GTPase IMAP family member 8-like. Lineage: Eukaryota; Metazoa; Chordata; Actinopteri; Acipenseriformes; Polyodontidae. The annotation marks the transcript as partial. The record is from RefSeq and is a predicted model, not a curated record. The transcript has 4 exons. Gene Ontology annotation, molecular function: GTP binding.